ACACGCAGCUCCGCUUCCGGGCGCCGCUCCUCGCUACCCACAAUGCUCUGCGGCAGCGACCUGUCGCAAAGGCCGCGUUUGGGCGGCGAGUGAGCGACUAGCUUUCCGUGCGGUGCGGGGUGACGGCGGCCCGCGUCUUCCUCCUCCUGCCGCGGGGUCGGAUCGCCUGACGGUGUCCAGCUGCGCUUAAGUCUGGCAGGUGCCACCUGUCUCCGCAAUGCCCCCGAAGAAACAGGCUCAGGCCGGGGGCAGCAAAAAGGCGGAGCAGAAAAAGAAGGAAAAGAUUAUCGAAGACAAAACUUUUGGUCUAAAGAAUAAGAAAGGAGCAAAGCAACAGAAGUUUAUCAAGGCUGUCACUCAUCAAGUCAAAUUUGGUCAACAAAAUCCACGUCAGGUAGCACAAAGUGAAGCUGAAAAGAAAUUGAAGAAAGAUGAUAAGAAGAAAGAAUUGCAAGAGCUAAAUGAACUGUUCAAACCUGUAGUUGCUGCUCAAAAAAUAAGUAAAGGUGCAGAUCCCAAAUCUGUGGUAUGUGCAUUCUUCAAGCAAGGACAGUGUACUAAAGGAGACAAGUGUAAGUUCUCUCAUGACUUGACUCUGGAGAGAAAGUGUGAAAAGCGAAGCGUUUACAUUGAUGCAAGAGAUGAGGAACUUGAAAAAGAUACUAUGGAUAAUUGGGAUGAAAAAAAACUGGAGGAAGUAGUGAACAAGAAGCACGGUGAGGCGGAAAAGAAAAAACCAAAAACUCAAAUAGUGUGCAAGCAUUUCCUUGAAGCUAUUGAAAACAAUAAAUAUGGCUGGUUUUGGGUAUGCCCUGGAGGAGGUGAUGUUUGCAUGUAUCGUCAUGCACUUCCUCCUGGAUUUGUAUUGAAAAAAGAUAAAAAGAAAGAAGAGAAAGAAGAUGAAAUUUCAUUAGAAGAUCUAAUUGAAAGAGAGCGUUCUGCCCUAGGUCCAAAUGUUACCAAAAUCACUCUAGAAUCUUUUCUUGCUUGGAAGAAAAGGAAAAGACAAGAAAAGAUUGAUAAACUUGAGCAAGAUAUGGAAAGAAGGAAAGCAGACUUCAAAGCAGGGAAAGCAUUAGUGAUCAGUGGUCGUGAGGUGUUUGAAUUUCGUCCUGAACUGGUUAAUGAUGAUGAUGAGGAAGCAGAUGAUACCCGUUACACCCAGGGAACAGGUGGUGAUGAGGUUGAUGAUUCAGUGAGCGUAAAUGACAUAGAUUUAAGCCUGUACAUCCCAAGAGAUGUAGAUGAGACAGGUAUUACUGUAGCCAGUCUUGAAAGAUUCAGCACAUAUACUUCAGAAAAAGAUGAAAACAAAUUAAGUGAAGCUUCUGGAGGUAGGGCUGAAAAUGGUGAAAGAAGUGAUUUGGAAGAGGACAUUGAAGGGGAGGGACAGGAAAAUGGAGCCAUCGAUGCUGUUCCUGUUGAUGAAAAUCUUUUUACUGGGGAAGAUUUGGAUGAACUAGAAGAAGAAUUAAACACACUUGAUUUAGAAGAAUGACACCAAACAAGUCAAUGAAAAAGUUAAGCUGGCUCAGCAUGAGUUGAAAUAGACUACAUUAAUUUUUUUUCCACCUAGAAUUCUUCAGCAGGAUGUUUAUUUCCCUUGCUGAUUCUGGAGGGCUUACUCUCCUCCAAAAAAGGAAUAUUCUCCCUACAUCUUGUCUUCUGACUUUGGCUGCAUCUCAUAGUAAGUUCAGAGUAGUUCAUGAUAAGUUGAAAAUAUAAUGGUCAUUGCAGAAGAUGAUUGAUUGCUGUAACUGUCCACUCAAGUAGGAAGUGUAACUGCUUUUCCAACUUGUGAUUUUCAUUGGGCAUGUGUUAUUACAAGGACAACAUAAAUUUAAGUUUAAAAUAUCCUUCAUUUAAUGCAGUUUUUAAUGAGUGAUUUCAUUUCCUUUGUAUUCAUAUGUUUAAAAGACUGCCUAAAAUAUGAGCACUGUCCUUCAUAAAGGAAACUGCAUAUGCAGAUUCAGUAUUGUUUGUCUUUGGACAAUUAGAUGGACAUAUAAAAUGAAACUUCUUUAAUCUGACAGGAUCAGCUGCAAUGCCCUGUGUUAAACUGUUUUAAACUUUUUCACCUUCUUUUUUGCCAAUAAAGUUGUAAAUAAAGACCAUCAUACAUUAAAAUCCAAAUA
Molecule: messenger RNA, 2135 nt
Organism: Ceratotherium simum simum (southern white rhinoceros)
Lineage: Eukaryota; Metazoa; Chordata; Mammalia; Perissodactyla; Rhinocerotidae
Gene: ZC3H15
Product: zinc finger CCCH-type containing 15
Biological process (GO): cytoplasmic translation
Cellular component (GO): cytosol
Molecular function (GO): mRNA binding; metal ion binding
Source: RefSeq, a predicted model, not a curated record